GCCGAGGCUGGGGAGACGCUCCGCAAACACCGCUGUAAAUAAAUACAACAAUCACUGAGGCCACAGGAACAUGGAGAACCAGUGCACUGUGCAGGUGAAGCUGGAGUUGGGCCACAGAGCCCAGCUGAGGAAGAAAGUGACAUCAGAGGGCUUCACACAUGACUGGAUGGUGUUUGUCCGAGGGCCAGAGACCGGUGACAUCCAGCACUUUGUAGAGAAGGUUGUCUUCCGCCUACAUGAGAGCUUCCCCAAACCCAAGAGAGUAUGCAAGGAGCCUCCGUACAAAGUAGAGGAAUCGGGCUACGCGGGCUUCCUCAUGCCUAUUGAGGUUUACUUCAAGAACAAGGAGGAGCCAAAAAAGGUGUGUUUCAACUAUGACCUGUUCCUUAACUUGGAGGGAAACCCGCCUGUCAACCACCUGCGCUGUGAGAAGCUCACCUUCAACAACCCCACCAAAGAAUUCAGGAGAAAGCUGAUCAAAGCUGGCGGGGUAUUGGUGGUUCCAGAGGGGGCCGAAGCUGUGUCGAGACCUAGUCCAGACUACCCAAUGCUCCCCACUAUCCCACUCUCUGCCUUCUCAGACCCCAAGAAGACAAAGACCUCGCAUGUGUCAAAGGAGCCAAGUAAAGAAGGAAGUGGUGGCAGCAGCAAAGGACCCAAACCGCACAAAGUGACCAAGGAGCAUAGGGAACGUCCCCGAAAAGACUCUGAGAGCAAAGCCACAUCGAAAGGGGACAACGACAGAGAUGGAAGCAGCAAGAGUGGCCGCGACCCUUCCUCUUCCUCAUCCUCGUCUUCGAAAAAGCCGUCAGAGAUCAAAGUGAAAGAUGAAGUAAAGGUCCUACCCAAGGCGGCCUUCAAAGAGCCGAAACUCACACUGAAGGAGUCAAAGAUGGACAGCAUGUCCCCUAAAGGAGGGGGGGCUGGGAGUGGAGGGGGUGGGGGAGGAGGAGGAGGAGGCGGAGGGCCCACAGAGUCUAAAGCCCCCGGGAAACGGCCCUCCACGGUAGAGUCUCCCAAACCUAGCGCUAAGAAGCAGAAGAAAGGCAGCUCUGAGGGGCCGAAGGCACAGUCUGGCGGGGCCUUCACAGGAACGUCUCCCCGCGUCUCCUCAUCAUCUGCAGCCAGUCAACCUUACGCAGAGAAGAAACCUUCCAAGGAAAAGGGUCGCUGGGCCAAAGGCAAAAACGACACACAACAAGAGUUGAAGGAGCCCAAGAAACCUCCAGAGUCCGAAGAGUCGAAUUCAGAGGAUGAAGCGUCUUCAAAGUCAGAGCAGUCGGCACCCUCCAGUCCUUCCAACUCCAGUUCCAGCUCUGACUCCAGUUCAGAUUCGGACUUUGAGCCAGGACAGAAACCAGGGCAAGGCCCCCUGCGAUCUAUGGUGGAGGAGAUCCAGUCAGAGGAGUCGGAUGAUGAUGAUAGCAGCUCGGAGGAGGAGACCCCCAUCAAGACCAACCCCCCCAACCGUGACUCUCGACUCAGCCUGGACAGCGAGAGUGACAGCAGUGACGGCUCGCACCGCCCCAGUCGAGACCCCGCUCCUCCCCCGCAGAAACACAGCUCCUCCAAUAACAAAGUGUCGGGCAGAAAGAGUCCAGAUUCCUCGUUUCGUUCAGAGAAGGUGCUGAAGAAGGGAUACGACAAGGUAGGAAGGGCGUACACGGAAGAGCUGGUGGACCUUCAUCGCAGACUGAUGGCUUUAAGGGAGCGUAACGUCCUGCAGCAGAUUGUCAACCUGAUCGAGGAGACGGGCCACUUCAACGUGACCAACACCACCUUUGACUUUGACCUCUUUUCACUGGACGAGUCCACCGUCCGCAAACUACAGAGCUACCUGGAAGCGACGGCCACGUGACAGGAAGCAGGAUUUUUUGUGGGCGGUGGCGGCAGAGGUGGACUCGCCGCAAUCCCCUCAAAGAGGGGAAGAGCGGCCACGUCUGUCGCAGCUGUUUCACAGGCCUGACUGAAUCAUCGAACAACUACCGUACACACACAAACAAACACAUGAAGACACACCACCUUCACGUGACGCUGGGGAGAAUGAGGAGGUGGAGGAGGAAGAGGAGGUAUGAGAAGGAGUGUCGGAGCUGGUGGCAGGAGGGUGGGAGAGGAGCACCGGAGUGGCUGAACUCCGUCUACAGUCAGGAUUUUCACUACACAUCUCUUUUUUUUUUUUUUUUUUUUGCGAGUGUCAAGCCUCUGUGCAGAGCUGAGGAAUGCACCCCACUUCCCCUCCUUCGCCCUCCUGCACUCAUGUUGCUCCCUCCUUUUUGCAAACCCAAUACUUCCCUCCUCCUCCUCCUUCUCCUCUCCUCCUCCUCCUCCUCCUCUUCAUUCACACGCACACUCCUUACUCGGCAGAACACUCCAGUUCCCUUCCCCCUUGCUGUCAGCUGGAGCUCAUUUCUCUCCCGACAUAUUCUCGAGUCAUGUGCGUGUGUGAGCGAGCGCUGCCGAGGUUUAAGAGGAGAUGUUGUCUUUGUGGUUUACUGACUUCUUUUUUGUUGGUGACGCUCGAGCACAAACAACAGUCGGUUUUCCCUCCUUUUCCCCUUUUGCGCGCACACACACACACAUACACACAUAUACACACACCAAACAAAUCCAGAUUCAUGCACACGUUUGUCUCCCAGGUCCUUACACUUAACACUGUACAUGAAGACACUGAGAAGCGUGCCGUAUGUGUGUGUGUCUGUUUUCGGAUGAGGUUUCUCUGUUGUCUGAACCAUCUGAACAUAUGUUCUGUUGAGUUUUCCCCUCUACUUCCUCGCACUGAAAGCUGAGCCUUGACCUCCUACCAACAGCCACCCUCCUCUCCUCCUCCACCACCACCUCUUCUCACUGAAGCCCCCUCACUCCAUCCCUCCUCUCUUUCUCUCUCUUUCUCUUUCUACCCUCCUCUUCCUCUUAUUCCCAUAUCGACGUGCAUGAAAGGGCUCGACUGCUCGCGGCCAGAGCGGUAGAGGAUCACUCCUGAAUUGCCUUCUAGUGGUGGGUAGGGUUGGGGGGGUUUUAAAAAGGAAAAAAAAAGAAAAAAAAGCCGUGAAAAAGUAGCCAUACUUAUCUCCCAGAAUCCAAAAAUAAGAAAAAAAAAAUAGGGGCCACGCUUUUUUACAUUUUAUUUUUCUACAAGUGCAUUUUGUGUAUUUAUUCCCAGAUUGCGGUUAAGAUAACCUGUGAGCUAUGAAUGUAUAUCGCUUUUACUUUUCUACGGCUAGCAACAGCCCCACUCUAGUGCCUUUCUGCGACUUGCAGUGCGAGGGGGGGUGUGCGCUCUGUUAGCCAUGGUCACACAGAUUGAAGGACCCCCCCCCCCCAACCCCCCUCAAACCCCCCUCCAAAUCCCUGCUCGGGGAAACAAGUGUUAAUUGGGAAGCCUGAAUAUCCAGUAUUGUCUUAAUGGCUUCCAUCCCUGCAGUGCUUACUCCUUCUCCAGUGUCUUUGUAGGCUGUUGUCCUUUUGUCAGUGAGAUUUCUGUUUAAUUGAGCUCUCUAGAAAUUUUUAAGACAACUAUUUUUUUUUUUCCUUCUUCUUCUUUCAUCAACGGUGAUCAUGUUUUCAUAUUCUUGCUUUCUGAGAUUAGGUUCAGUGUUUUUUAAAGAGGGAGCGUCAGGUGACUGUGUGGUAGAUACGUUAAUUAGUUGUAGUAACAGUCGCUCUCAGCUGUGUUUGUGUGUUUUAAUGAGACAGCGCUCUCAGUUGUUGUUGAAUAGGAUCCAGGUUCCCUCUUCAAAAGGUUUUGAAGUAUUUGAACUAAUGGUGGAGCGUUUGAUACCAAGUUUCCAGGCACUUGAACAGCGUCCACGAAGGACGUGUAGGCAGAAAAAUAAGCUAAACAAAGCGGUCUGUGUAUUUUCUUUCCCUAAAAGUGAAAUGUAUUUGUCAGGGGCCUGCAUCAUGAAGCAUGAUUUAGUGUUUGUUUGAUACCUUUUGAGUGUAAGCAGUCUGUCCGGUCUCACAAAGAUGACUCCCUGUAACCAAGUUGUAUCACUAUACUGCUUCAGACAGGGUUUAAUUGAGAUUAAAUCUGUCCAUGCAAACCAUAAAGAUAAAGAUUAAUGUCCCAAUCUGACUUUAUAACUGGACUUUAACAUGAAGCAGGAAGAGGGCGUAUGAGUUUAGUGUCAGUGCUGUGUUCAUAAUCUAUCAGUGCAGCUACAAAAAAAUAUAGUGACUUAAUGAACACACAAUGUUUCUACAGAUGAUCCUAAAUGACAAGAAAUGCCAACUCAAGCAUUUCUAUUAAAUGAAAUAAAAGCUAGACUGUUAAAAUUAGCUUUUAAACAGAUGAACUCAUGUUUACGUUCGCUUCACCAGAGUUCAUCUAACACACUAACUUAGAAAAA
Molecule: messenger RNA, 4349 nt
Organism: Scomber japonicus (chub mackerel)
Lineage: Eukaryota; Metazoa; Chordata; Actinopteri; Scombriformes; Scombridae
Product: protein ENL-like
Exons: 12
Coding region: 71-1858 (595 amino acids)
Biological process (GO): regulation of DNA-templated transcription
Cellular component (GO): super elongation complex
Source: RefSeq, a predicted model, not a curated record